Molecule: messenger RNA, 1167 nt
Organism: Penaeus vannamei (Pacific white shrimp)
Lineage: Eukaryota; Metazoa; Arthropoda; Malacostraca; Decapoda; Penaeidae
Source: RefSeq, a predicted model, not a curated record
AUGAAGCCUGUGCAUGUCCGCAAGCCUGUGGACCAUGACUCCAUACCUUUGGGGCCCUCUGCUGCCCCAAGAGUCUCCACUGUUCAAGAAGAGGAUGAAAUUAAAGAAAGAAACAAAGGUGAGAAGGAAGUCAAAGGGAGAGGCAGAAAAGUUGCUGAAGAAGAAGGACAAAGGAGAAAGACUAAAGCCCAAAAACCUGAACAAGAUAAGAAUUCACUGAAAAAGGUCAGCUUAUCAGGCAGAAAAGCUGCUGAAGAUACAGACAAAAGGAAAAACAAAUGCAAAACUAGGAAGAGAUGCAGAAAAUUGGCAGGAGUUUGUCAGUCCAAGAAAAUGGCAUGCGUCGGCGGCAAGAAGUUGAAAGGCACGAAGUUAUGUAACAAGAAAAAGUGUCGCUGCUGCGCCCCUAAAUCAUCACUAUGCAAGGAAAAGAAAUGGUGCAAGAAACGGGGCGGAAAAUGCCAAUUCAAGUGGGAAUCCUGCGACGGAAAGACAAGGGCUAAGGGAUGCAGAGGAAGCAGCGUCUGCGUCUGUUGUAUUCCCGAAAUCUCACCAACCCCGGCUCCUACUCCCGCACCUACUCCAGCACCAACUCCUGCUCCAACUCCAGCACCAACUCCUGCUCCCACUCCUGCACCAACAGGUCCCACUCCCGCACCAAGUCCUGCACCAACAGGUCCCACUCCCGCACCAAGUCCUGCGCCAACUGGUCCCACUCCCGCACCAAGUCCUGCGCCAACUGGUCCCACUCCCGCACCAAGUCCUGCACCAACUGGUCCCACUCCCGCACCAAGUCCUGCUCCCACUGCUGGCCCCACUGCUGGUCCAACUGCAGGUCCCACUUCUGGCCCAACUUCAGGUCCCACUUCUGGCCCAACUGCAGGCCCCACUUCUGGUCCAACUGCAGGUCCCACUUCUGGUCCAACUGCAGGUCCCACUUCUGGCCCAACUGCAGGUCCCACUUCUGGCCCAACUGCAACUUCCAACUGCUCCACUGCUGGCCCCACUGCUACUUCAACCGCUCCACUGCUACCUCAACCGCUGGCCCCACUGCUACCUCAACCGCUGGCUACCUCAACCGCUGGCCCCACUGCUACCUCAACCGCUGGCCCCACUGCUACCUCAACUGCUGGUCCUACUGACAGUUCUAGUAGCUCUUCUGAAUGA